Messenger RNA from Erythranthe guttata (spotted monkey flower), 2369 nucleotides. RefSeq names its product Tetratricopeptide repeat (TPR)-like superfamily protein. NCBI's taxonomy places the organism in Eukaryota, Viridiplantae, Streptophyta, Magnoliopsida, Lamiales, Phrymaceae. The record is from RefSeq and is a predicted model, not a curated record. Gene Ontology annotation, molecular function: protein binding; RNA binding. Gene Ontology annotation, biological process: RNA modification.
CCUAGCCGAUGACAAGUCAAUAUAUUUUCAACUCGCAACUGUGGUCACGUCUAAUCGACGAAAUUCGGAUAUUUCGUUUCAAUUUUCACCACACGACAAGAGUAAACAAAAAAAAAAAAAAGACUAUUUAGACUGGGGUCCUUGAAAUAUGGAUCAUUUGCAUUAGUUUCCCAUUCGAUUUUUCUUCAGCUAAUUUUCCCCUCCUAGAAAAGUUUCUCCUGCAUAUGGACAACAUCGCAACAAGACUAUUUUCUCUCUCAAAAUCCUGCGCAAACACAAAAUCGCUGAAACAAAUUCAAUCACUUCAUCAAAAAUCAAUCUCUCUCGGCCUACAGAACAACAUAGCAUUGUCCAAAAACCUCAUCAAUUUAUACUUCUCGUGCGACGCAUAUCAAUCUGCGCACUCAGUUUUCCGAAAUGUAGACAACCCAUUAGACAUCACGUUAUGGAACGGGUUAUUGUCGGCGUACGCAAAGAAUCGAAUGUUUUCUGCGGCUCUGUUGCUCUACGAUAGUUUGCUGCAGUUCCCUUAUUUGAAACCCGACAGCUACACGUAUCCGAGUUUGUUGAAGGCGUGCGGCGGGCUGAAGAGAGUGGACUAUGGGGAAAAGAUUCAUACCCAUUUGAUGAAAGAUGGGUUUCUGUCUGAUAUUGUGAUUGCGAGCUCUUUGAUCGGCGUGUAUGCAAAGUGUGGUCUUUUCGCUUCAGCUGUGAAGGUGUUCGACGAAAUGCCGGAACGAGACUUGGCGUGUUGGAACAAUGUGAUUUCUUGCUACUAUCAAAGUGGGCAGUGGGAGAAGGCCUUGGAGUACUUUGAGAAAAUGGGGAGCGCUGGGCUGAGGCCCGACUCGGUUUCGUAUACAACGUCGGUCUCGUCGUGCGCAAGGCUGCUGGAUUUGGAGAGAGGGAAGAGAAUUCAUGACGAAAUAGUGAGAAACGGGCUUGUGAUGGAUGCUUAUGUUAGCGCUACCCUUGUUGAUCUGUACGGAAAAUGUGGCUGCUUAGAGAGGGCUAAGGAGGUUUUUGACGAAAUCGAGAACAAGAGCUUGGUUUCUUGGAAUUCGAUGAUCGGAGGUUACUGUCAGAUUGGGGACAGCUUGUCGUGCAUUGAACUAUUAGCUAGGAUGAAUAAAGAUAAAGUGGCACCAAGUUCGACAACCAUAAGCACAUUGCUAGUGGCUUGUGCAAAAUCGGCACAAUUGCAUCACGGAAGAUUCGUGCACGGUUACAUCAUAAGAAACAACGUAUUCAGUGACAUCUUCGUCGAAAGUGCCCUAGUCGAUUUCUAUUUCAAGUGUGGGAGUGUUGAAGUAGCUGAAAGGGUCUUCAAAACAAUGCCGAAAUCGAAUGUAGUUUCUUGGAAUGUGGUGAUUUCUGGUUACGUAUCUGCAGGGUGUUACUUUGAAGCACUCGGCAUAUACGACGAAAUGAGAGCAGCGAAUGUAAAACCCGACGCAAUUACCCUUACCAGUACUUUAGCAGCUUGUUCCCAAUUGGCUGCCUUGGAGAGAGGCAGAGAGUUCCACAAGCACGUAAUCGAGGCUAAGUUGAAUUCCAACGAAGUGGUAAUGGGAGCACUUCUCGAUAUGUACGCCAAAUGCGGUGCGGUGAAAGAAGCUGAGGCUGUAUUUAAUCAGCUGCCCACAAAAGAUUUAGUUUCGUGGACUUCAAUGAUGGUUGCCUACGGUUCUCACGGGCAAGCGUUCGAAGCAACGAAACUGUUCGAUGAAAUGCUCCAGAGACAUAUCAGACCGGAUAGAGUCACCUUUCUUGCGGUGAUUUCUGCUUGCAGCCACGCGGGAUUGGUUGAUGAGGGAAGAAAAUACUUCAACUCAAUGGUGAAUGAUUAUAAAAUACGGCCCACCACUGCAGAGUACUCGUGUCUGAUCGAUCUUUUGGGGCGUGCUGGAAAGUUGCACGAAGCACACGAGAUUCUGCAGAGUAAUUCCGAUACUGAAGGGGAUGUUGAAUUGUUGAGCACAUUAUUUUCCGCAUGCAGUUUGCACGGCGAAAUUGAUUUAGGGGAGAGAAUUGCGAAGCUCCUUAUCGAGAAGGUUCCGGAAGCUUCUUCGACUUACGUUGUUCUUGAAAAGAUGUACGCUGCGAACAAGAACUGGGAGGGGGCGCGUGGGGUUCGAUUCAAGAUGAAAGAAAUGGGGUUGAGAAAAAACCCGGGUUGUAGUUGGAUCGAAGUUGAUAAGAGAAUCGAAUCGUUUGUGGCUGGAGACAAGACAUUGGCACAAGCAGAAUCUGUUUAUGGAUGCUUGGCUUCGAUUUACGGCCACAUGGAGAAGGAUGAAAUUGUAGCCUAAAACGUCGAUUUUUACGCAAUUCUUUUUUUAUUUAAUUUUAAUAAUUUUUUUUUUUUU